Messenger RNA from Arachis ipaensis, 1604 nucleotides. Lineage: Eukaryota; Viridiplantae; Streptophyta; Magnoliopsida; Fabales; Fabaceae. The record is from RefSeq and is a predicted model, not a curated record.
AGAUCAUGGUUGCUUACAAGAAGAUGAGAUACCAAGAGUUGGAAUGCGGUUUGCUCAGUUACAGAUGGCUCAUGACUUUUAUGUGAGCUAUGCAAAGAAAGAUGGAUUUGCAACUAAGAUAAGGACGACAACAUUUGAUAAGAUCACAAAGGCUCCCAUUAACCAAGCUAUACACUGUAAUCGUGAUGGGAUCCGCGAGUCUCGUGUUAAAGCACCAACGCGGAAGAAUACGAUUUCAGCUGCUGGGUGCAAGGCAAGGAUAUAUGUAAAGUUUGAUAAAGACGUGCAAGACUGGGUUUUACUCAAGGUUGACUUGACGCACUCUCACCCCUGUUCACCGAAAAAGGCAGUGCACUACCAUGAGUAUAGGCAGUUGACCAUGCAUGCGAAGUGCGUGAUCGAGGAUAAUGAUGAGGCUGGGAUUCGACCAAACAAGACAUUCUUUGCUUUGUCAAAUGAAGCUGGUGGCCCCUCUAACUUGGGAUUCUCAGAGAAGGAUUUAAGAAAUUAUAUAACAGCAAGGCUCCAAACUAGCAAUGUGAAUGCGGAUGUCAGGGAGAUGAUGAGCUACUUUAGGAGAAUGAAGGACAUCAAUCCGAACUUCUUUUACGCGGUGAAGUUGGACGAUGAGUGUAAAUUUAAGAGUGCAGUAUGGGUUGAUGCAAGGUGUAGGGCGUCGUAUGAAUACUAUGGGGACAUCGUGUCAGUUGAUAGCACGUAUAGUACAAAUAGGUACGUGGUAGUUAAGUUGGUGUUUUUACCUUUUCUUGAUAAUACGCUUUUUUAUUGUGAUUGGCAUUUCUUACAUCUGGUUGGUUUUUCUGGUAGGCAUGGAUUACCGUUUGUGUCGUUCGUUGGGGUCAACCACCAUGGUAGGUCGACCCUCCUCGGUUGUGCUUUGUUGGGGAAUGAAGAAAUCGGAAGUUAUGAGUGGGUUUUUAGCCAAUGGGUGAAGUGCAUGGGAACUGCUCCAAAGUGUAUCAUAACCGAUCAAUGUCGAUCCCUUUACCGUGCGAUCAAAAAUACUUUACCCGACACACGCCACCGGUGGUGCAUUUGGCAUAUUAUGAAUAAGCUACCUUCGAAGCUUGGGGGUUACCGCCAGUACGGAGCUUUGUAUGGUGACCUAAACGACAUUGUGUGGAACUCUCGGACGGAGGAGUCAUUUGAAGAUGAUUGGGCUGAUUUUAUAGAUGAGUACAACUUACAUAACAACACAUGGCUGUCAGAUCUGUAUGAUGACCGACGCAUGUGGGUCCCAAUAUACUUCAAGGGUGAAUUUUGGACAGGAAUGCGGAGUACGCAGAGGAGUGAGAGCAUGCACGCAUUCUACGGUGGAUACUUACACAGUAAAACUAGCUUGGUCCAAUUUAUUCAUGAAUAUGACAAUGUGCUUGGAGUCAAGGAGCAGAGAGAACUGGAGGAUGAUGCUGCAGACUCGAGGGGGGUUAUCCCUUGUGCAACUACCUCGCCUAUAGAGAAACAGUUUCAGCAAGAAUAUACCACGAGCAUUUUUAGGGAUGUUCAAAUUGAGUUUGUGAGGAAGGCUAACUGCAGAGUUUCUACAGUUGAUGAAUAGGGUCCAUUGGUCUGCGUGAAGGUGG